UCAACGUACUAAACUUCCACAUUCUCGGAAGGAUUUUAACCGGAGAGGCGUUCAUGGUCUCUCGCUCGUUAUCACGGCGUUUCCCAACAGGAACUAAACUCAGCUGAGCCAGUGGACAAUGUAUAAACCAGAAUCUUAUUUUUUCCCCAUUUUGGAUGAUAUUUUGUAGAAACUAGCCACCAUCUCCGCCGGUAACGCCUCCUUGUAGCCUGUUUCAAAGUACAACUGGCUGUUAGCUAACAACUCAGGUGAGAGUUCGCCGGUUCGAAGGACGUUUUACCGGCUGGACGGCAUCUCAUUUCGGUUACUGCACGCUGGUCUACUUACUGUUUAUUAAUUUUUUUUCGGGGAGACCACAUUUGCUGUCAAGGUGUUUUUAAAGAAGCGUCCGAAAAUGAGUCGAAGAGGUGAAACCGCCGAGAAAACGUCCGCAGCUUCGGCUUCCUCGCCUUCUAACGUCGCAUUAGACCACCGACAGAGGAUGAAAAUCAUUUAUGUCACGUAUAUCAUCGCUGCUUUGGACAUCACAUGGAUGUUUUUGCAGUUUGCUGUCACCCCUUAUUUGGCAAAGAAACUCGGCUUCGACACCUUGUGGUUUGGCUACUUGCAAACCACGGUCGGAGUGAUUCAGCUGCUUGGAGGUCCUCUGUUUGGAAGGUUUGGAGAUCUGUUCGGGGCUCGAGCAGCUUUGUCUCUGGCCUGCUCUGCAACCACCAUCUUCUUCCUGCUGCUGGCCGUAGCAAACCAUCCUGCCAUGCUGUUCAUCCAUAAGCUGCCCACAAUCUUUAUGCACGUCCUCCCUGCCUCUCAGAUGGUCGUCACCGACCUUUCAGAACCUGACAAGCGGGCCGAUGCUUUGGCCAAGCUGGGUCUGAGUUUCGGCAUCGGGAUGAUAGUCGGCUCCACGCUGGGCGGACAGUUAAUCAAGCACUACGGGGAGACGUUUACUGCAUGCGUUGGUGCUGCAGGGAGCUUCUUCAGUUUUCUGCUGGUUUUGCAGUUCAUCCCAAAAACCACUAAAAUUGCAGCUCCUGAAAACAACACGAAAUCCGAUGACAACAAAAACAAGUCGGUAUUCAACGUGGGAGAGAUCACCAGACUGAUGAAGUAUCCAAGAGUGAUGCGAACUUUUCUCAUCAAGAUCUUCGCAGGUUUGCCAUCAGGCAUUUUUCAGGUGAUGUUCUCCAUCAUUGCGCUGGAAUUCUUCAAGCUGGAGCCUGAGCAGAACGGCUACCUCAUGGCCUAUUUUGGCAUCGUUCAAAUGGUUCUUCAGGGAGGAGUGAUCGGUCGCCUCACAGAGAGAUACUCUGAGAAUUCCAUGCUGCUUGUGUCAGUCGGAGUUGCUUCUGUUGUGGGACUUGGUCAGGCCUACAUGCAGACUGUGGUCCAGUUUUGCAUUAUCGUCGUCCCAAUGAUGUUUUCUCUCAGUAUGUUUACCGUCAUCACAGACAGCAUCCUCACCAAUAGCGUACCAUCCGCCGACACAGGCACAAUGCUGGGACUCUGUGCAUCUGUUCAAUCUCUGCUUCGCACAGUCGGACCAACUCUUGGCGGCUUCCUUUAUGUGAGCUACGGCAUCAUUUCUAUAGGACUAAUCCAGUUUUUUGCCAAUAUUGGUGUGUUCCUUUACAUGCUGCAGCAACAUCGAAACAAGUCCGGCGAGCGGCGGGAAUGACACCUCUCAGUCUUGUUUUCAUCUCCUAGUUAUCCAAAAAACUUUACAAAAACACAAGAUAGGACAGAAAACGGUGUUUGAUUAUAGGAACAAUCUGUUUUUUGCAAUUUUAUGUAGUCAUAUGUUUUAUCCGUUCCAUUUUUAAAGUAAUGAGAUCAGGCCAAAUCAUUCCAGGUUGUUAGUAUUCAGGGUUUGUGUUCUGUAGUUGAAGUUGUGGUGGAGAUUCAGGAACAAACCACUAGAUGGCAGCAAACCCUCCUUUAUAUCCUUCACAGCACUUAAAUUUUCUCAAAUAAACACUGCUCCAGUCAACAGCAUCCCUACUUGAAGACAGUUAUAUGUAGAGAUAACUAAAAUUUGUAAUCAAGGUUUAUUUUCUAAUGAGUUAUUGUUAAAAAUAAUUGUAUUUUUGUUUCUGAAUUCCGUUAAAUGCAUUAUCAUAUUCCAGACCUGUUUUAGCAUUGAGACGGUGCACCGAACUGAAAAAUUUUAGCAUUUAAAUGCUCUUUUAAAGGCAUUUAUCUCUCAUACAAAUGAAUCUGUGGCAGAAAUGGACAAGUGAAUGGUGAGAAUAUAAAUAUCAAAGUUAUUUUUAGAACGUUUCUGCCACUAUGAUGCCAGUGUGGUCCUUAAAAAAGCCAAAUCAUUUGCAAGAGAUUCUUAUGCGAUUAUCCGUCCAUGCGUUUACUCAAUAUUCUAAUCAUCUACAAUGAUGCUAAAACACAUGAUGGCCUUAUAAACUACAGCAUUUCGUUAAAAAUGAAGCAGCUGUUUUCAGGAGAAGAGCAAAAAGGAUGGUGGGAGAUUGUACCCAUAGAACUGGAGAAGUUUUUAAUGGAACCAUUUCUAUAAAGUCAUUUUAACAGUGGACCGUCCGCCCUUUCAACCGCCUGUAACUCAGUAGUUCUGACCAACCAGCAAACGUUUACACUGAUUUUGUAGCAAUUCAAAUCUUUUGUAUUAUUUCCACUGAUAAAUAUAUAUACACACUAUAAAAAUGCAUCUAUUUUGUAUAUGUAAAUAAAUGAUCUUUACACGUUU
Amphiprion ocellaris (clown anemonefish) is the source of this 2716-nucleotide messenger RNA. RefSeq names its product solute carrier family 22 member 18 (gene slc67a1). The transcript is spliced from 10 exons. Bases 395 to 1675 code for a protein of 426 amino acids. Gene Ontology annotation, biological process: transmembrane transport. The record is from RefSeq and is a predicted model, not a curated record. NCBI's taxonomy places the organism in Eukaryota, Metazoa, Chordata, Actinopteri, Pomacentridae. Gene Ontology annotation, molecular function: transmembrane transporter activity.